Suncus etruscus (white-toothed pygmy shrew) is the source of this 1326-nucleotide messenger RNA. RefSeq names its product hyaluronidase 3 (gene HYAL3). Gene Ontology annotation, molecular function: hyalurononglucosaminidase activity. Bases 54 to 1310 code for a protein of 418 amino acids. Gene Ontology annotation, cellular component: acrosomal vesicle. Gene Ontology annotation, biological process: carbohydrate metabolic process; hyaluronan catabolic process. NCBI's taxonomy places the organism in Eukaryota, Metazoa, Chordata, Mammalia, Eulipotyphla, Soricidae. The record is from RefSeq and is a predicted model, not a curated record. The transcript has 4 exons.
AGGACCCCCAGCAUCCAGGAGCUCAGCUGCAGAGAUGUUUCUGACCCUGGGGCAUGACCAUGCAGCUAGGCCUGGUCCUAGUACUAGGGCUGGGCCUAUGCCUGGUGUACAGUCAGUCGCAACAGCUGCAGGUUCUUGAACAACCCUUCGUAGUGCUGUGGAACAUCCCCUCAGCACAUUGCUACACCCGCUAUGGGGUGCGCCUGCCGCUGGAGUCCCUGGGCAUCAUAGCCAACCAUAACCACCAGUUCCGUGGCCAGAACAUCACCAUCUUCUACAAGAACCAGUUUGGCCUCUAUCCCUACAUAGACCCCAGGGGCAGAGUUCAUUAUGGGGGUAUCCCCCAAGCUGUGCCCCUGGAUCUGCACCUUUCCGAAGCCAGCUACCACAUCAACCACAUCCUGAAACCUGGCUUUUCUGGCCUGGCAGUGGUGGACUGGGAACAGUGGUAUCCCCUCUGGGAUGGAAAUUUUGGCCAACGUCAAAUUUAUCGAGAGUUCUCACUGACCUGGGUCCACAACUUAUAUCCCUAUCUAGACCCCCAGCAGCUGCUGCAGAAGGCCAAGACUAUUUUUGAGAAGGCAGCCCAGGUACUGAUGGAAAACACUCUGUGGCUGGGCAAGACACUGAAGCCCCAAGGGCACUGGGGCUUCUAUGGCUUUCCAGCCUGCAGAAAUGCCUGGCAUAAUAAGAUGACCAAUUACACAGGCCAGUGCCACCCCCAAACCAUCACCUCUAACAACCAGCUGCAUUGGCUCUGGGCUGCCUCUACAGCUCUCUUUCCCAGCAUCUAUCUCCCGCCCAACUUGUCCUCUGCCCACUACCAGGCAUUUGUUCGAUACCGCCUGGAGGAGGCCUUCCGAGUGGCCCUCAUUGGGCAUCCACACCCCCUGCCUGUAUUUGCCUAUUCCCGCCUUACACAUCAGAAGUCAGGAAAGUUCCUAUCCCAGGAUGACCUAGUGCAGACCAUUGGCGUGAGUGCAGCAAUGGGGGCAGCUGGCGUGGUCCUCUGGGGGGAUCUAAGCAGCUCCAGUUCUCAGGAAGAAUGUUUGAAUCUCUUUGAAUACCUGGUGCACACUCUGGGUCCCUAUGUGAUCAAUGUGACCAGUGCAACCAUGGCCUGCAAUAACCAGCUAUGCCAUGGCCAUGGCCGCUGUGCCAGGAAAGAACCCAAGCAACUGAACGCCUUUCUUCAUAUGAUGCCGGAUGGCAGUCCUCAAGCUUGGACAUCCUUCAGCUGCAACUGUUACCAGGGUUGGGGUGGCCCUACUUGCCAGGACCGCUGGCCUGAACCAGGGUUUAGAGAAUAAACCUAAAGACAAGAAA